AUGGUGGAAUCGAAGGCUACUUUAAUGGAUAAUCCACGCGCCGCGUUGGAGACUCAUAUCACUGCAUUACAGAGCGAGUCGAAAAUGACUCGAAAGCAGGCGCUGUUGAAAAUCAAUGAAGAGAUAUUUGAAAACCCUGCAAAUAAGGACUGCGACCUCACUGUCGUCUUCCCGGAAGUGUACGCAUACGUCCUGAAAAGUUUCUCGGAUGCUUCGGAAGCAUGUCGGGAAACUUCAGCACUGAUUAUUUCUAAUUUUAUUGAUAAACUUCCCCUGAACGAUUACUACUUGACGUAUAUUCUGCCUGUGAUCGUCCGUCGUAUAGGGUGUGCUGAAAUUAUCGAAGAGUCUGAGGAAAUUCGUUUGGUACUGAUUAAGUUAGUGCGGAAGAUUUUGGAAAAAUACAAAGUCUCUCAAUUACUCAGUCCAUUUAUCAACGACUUCACUGGCAUCCUAACGAAGACUGUAACUGAUCCAUUUCACUUGGUGAAGCUUGAGGCUUCUGAGUGUAUAAUCAUGGUGACAAGAGUCCUUCAGAGAGACUUCCACUUUCAAUCCGAGAGCUAUGUGAAGCCAAUAUUGUCCAACUUUGGCCAUCGUCACUUUAGAGUUCGUGUGGCAGCCAUCAAAGCUAUUGGAGCCGUAGUGAUAGCAGGCAACGCAAAAUGCUUUGAGCUGUCGAUCAGUCCUUUGGCUGAGAAGUUGUUUGAUGAGAGCACUGAGGUCCGUAUGCAGGUUACAUUGGAAAUCGGCCACUGGAUGCUCACAUAUAGAGACAGAUACUCUUUCUGGCAUCGCAUGCUACCUCUAAUUCUCACUAGUUUGAGCGAUGUGAUUGACGACAUAAGAACCACAGCAAGCAACUUGUGGAAUGACAUUGGCCGUCAGUACAUGGAGGAGAAUGAAGAAGAUUUUAAGAAAAAGACUGACUUUUUGAAGGAUGUGCCCACACACUACCCCGACGUGCAGAGACCUAACUUCGGAUGUAGAGCUCUGGUGACAAGUAAUAUUGGGAAGAUAGUACCAGCUAUCAAUCGAGAAAUGGACGGCUGGCAAGCAGAUGCGAGACUCCGAGUAUCACAGUUACUGUGCUGGUUGAUAUUGUGCGCGGAAGAGGGCGCCACUCAACACGCCAACGCGAUCGUGAAGGCCAUGCUGCGCGGUGCUAUGGAUGAAGAUCCGAGGGUCAUUUUGGAGAUAAAACGCGCCGCAGAGUUAUUUGGCUACUUCAUAAUUCCAACCACAUGGUGGCCACUGUUAGAAGCCGAGGUGGACUCCUGGGCCGCUCUGCUAGUCAUCGCCAAUAUCAUCAAGGGGUCGCGUCCGGAAUUACUCCAGGAGAAAGUGCUGGUGGAACUCACUAGGGAGGCUGCUGAUCCUGAUAGAUGCAGGACUAGGAAGCCAAAAUACCAAACGAAUCUGCUGCACAUGUGUGAGGCCCUGCUGGAUGUGUGUGGCGAGGCAUGCGCAGAAGUUGCCGAUGAACUGUUUACUAUUAACUUCACCGUGUUAGCAAUACCGUAUGACGAACGUAUACAAUUUAUGGCUAUUGCUAAUCUGGACAAGCUGCGCUACGCGGAGAAGUGCGGUAAGACCCUGAUCAGCUUGUACGACAGACACCUCGGUAAGAUGCUGGCUUCCAUCACCAGCGACGCGCUCACAUGGACGCAACUGUCGCCGGACAAGUGCUUGCUCGAAUGUGCUAUGUUAAAUGCAGGAUCUGCAAUGGGUUCCCAGCUGCACCUUAUAGCGCCGCUCCUGAAGGAGUGCCUGGCGACUCCCAAGGUGGACCCGGAGGUGAAGCUGAAGAUCUUCACCACUCUAUCCACGGUACUGUUGAGGAGAGAUACCAACUUCACAAGGUGUGACACUGACAAACUGGAGGCCUUCCUCAAGAUAGUUAUUGAAGAAGUGAUCAUGCCGAAUUUGGUGUGGAGCGCGGGCCGUACAGCAGAAGCGAUCCGUACUGCGGCCGUGGCCUGUCUGUGCUCCGCCUUGCAGGAGAACCCUUACAACGAAACACCAAUGACAGAGGAAAAGGGGGGCGACGGAGACAAGGAUGAGAAGGGUGUAAACUUAUUCCCAAGCAAGGAGUCCUUGGAACCGUUCUUGGAGAAGAUGGUACCUUUGCUGGUCGGUUUGGCUGACGACAACUCGACGCUGACGCGACAACACACGCUGCGCGCCGUGUGUUGCCUCGCCGUGCUCGCCAGCCGACGGCACUGCUUCACCGGAGAUGUCUUGCAUAAACUGUACUACGUGGUACUCAAACGCUUGGACGACAGCAGCGACAAGGUUCGUUCGUUUGCGGUACAAACAGUUGUGACGUUGUUCACGAACCGCCCGCAACCGUACGACGUGACCUUGUACGGGGCGCACGUCGACGCACUCUAUAGCGCUAUGCUCAUACACCUUGAUGAUGCUGACGAAGAUUUCAGGAAACAAAUGCUUGAGGCACUUAUGAAGCUAAGCGAUAUUGAUCCGAGGACUCUGAUGAAGAAGGUCAAGGCUAACAUACACCUAUACAGGAACAAAUCUGCCUAUGAAAAACUAUCUAGUCAUAUUGAAAAAAUAUUGGUUAAGAUGAAUCCUGGGUGUCUUCAAGGUCCGAGUGAAUAA
Messenger RNA from Spodoptera littoralis (African cotton leafworm), 2619 nucleotides. NCBI's taxonomy places the organism in Eukaryota, Metazoa, Arthropoda, Insecta, Lepidoptera, Noctuidae. The record is from the annotation of a GenBank genome assembly.